AUGGUGGAUGUGACCAAGUGGCCCAUUUUCAGCCUGAUGGCGCCCGAGGAGCUCUCCUCCAUAAGGAAGGCCUGUGUGUUUGGUUUAUCUGCAAAUGAAGCCAUUUACAUCACCAAUGAUGACGAGGUGUAUGUGUUUGGGCUGAACUGCAGUAACUGCCUCGGAACGGGGGACAGCCAGAGCACCAUCAUGCCCAAGAAGCUGGACGUCCUGAGCGGCAGGAAGGUAGUGAGUCUGAGCUACGGUAGUGGACCCCACGUCCUGCUGGCCACAGAGGAUGGAGAGCUAUUCGCCUGGGGGCAUAACGGCUACAGCCAACUUGGAAAUGGGACGACCAAUCAGGGCGUGGCUCCAGUGAUCGUGUCUGCCAACCUGCUCACUAAGAAGGUCACAGAUGUGGCCUGUGGCUCUCACCACUCCCUGGCUCUGACUGACUCUGGAGAGGUGUACGCGUGGGGCUACAACAACUGUGGUCAGGUGGGCUCUGGCUCCACAGCCAACCAGCCCACACCUCGCCGAGUGUCCAACUGCCUGCAGAACAAGGUGGCUGUCGGUGUCGUCUGUGGCCAGACCUCCUCUCUGGCCUUGGUGGACAACGGAGAGGUGUACGGUUGGGGUUACAAUGGGAACGGACAGCUGGGACUGGGAAACAACGGGAACCAGCUCACACCCUGUCGACUUGUAGCUCUGCAAGGAGUUUGCGUGCAGCAGAUCGUCUCGGGCUACGCCCACUCUCUGGCACUGACAGACGAGGGGUUGCUUUACGCCUGGGGUGCCAACACUUACGGACAGUUGGGCACCGGUAACAAGAGCAACCAGCUGAGCCCGGUUCAGAUCAUGGCUGAGAAAGAGAGAAUCGUAGAAGUCGCUGCCUGUCACUCCACACACACAACAGCUGCCAAGACCCAGAGUGGUCAGGUGUACAUGUGGGGCCAUUGCAGGGGCCAGUGCAUCGUGAUGCCUCACCUCACACACUUCACCUGCACAGACGAUGUGUUCGGGUGCUUCGCCACGCCCUCAGUCAUGUGGCGACUUCUUUCCAUGGGUAAGAGAGGCUGUGACUGCCUCCCAGUAAUGUUUGAGCGCGACGACUUCUUGACUGUGGCUCAGUCUCUGAAGCGGGAGUUUGACAACCCCGAGACUGCGGACCUGAAGUUCUGUGUUGAUGGCAAAUACAUCUAUGUCCACAAAGCAGUCCUCAAGAUCCGGUGUGACCACUUCAGAUCAAUGUUCCAGGCUCACUGGAACGAAGACAUGAAGGAGGUGAUUGAAAUCGAGCAGUUCUCCUAUCCGGUCUACCGCUCCUUCCUCGAGUUCCUCUACACAGAUGAUGUGGAGCUGCCGCCUGAAGAUGCUAUCGGGCUGCUGGAUCUGGCCACGUCGUACUGUGAGAACCGGCUGAAGCGUCUGUGUCAACACCUCAUCAAGAGGGGAAUCAUGGUGGAGAACGCCUUCUCCCUACUGUCCGCCGCGGUGCGCUACGACGCCGAGGACUUGGAGGAGUUCUGCUUCAAGUUCUGUGUGAACCACCUGACCCAGGUGACUCAGACUGCUGCCUUCUGGCAGACUGACGGCAAUCUGCUCAAAGAUUUCAUAUGUCGAGCUAGUCGCUGUGGAGCCUUCAAAAACUAAACUAAAGCUCGCUCAGAUGCUGCAGGACUAUAAAUCCAUCACGGCCUCUCGUCAGCAGCUGAAACAUU
Molecule: messenger RNA, 1700 nt
Organism: Nematolebias whitei (Rio pearlfish)
Lineage: Eukaryota; Metazoa; Chordata; Actinopteri; Cyprinodontiformes; Rivulidae
Product: RCC1 and BTB domain-containing protein 1
Exons: 12
Coding region: 1-1632 (543 amino acids)
Molecular function (GO): protein binding
Source: RefSeq, a predicted model, not a curated record